CUCUGGUGAUAAGCGUAGCACGUGACAGUAACAUGUUCGACCCGGUACAAUCACGUUAAAAUUCGUAUGAUCCAUUAUUUUUUUAAAAUAAUUGUUUCAUUGCCUGUGUUCGGAAAUUUUAAGUGUUACAAAGGAAUUAAUUCCCAACUGAAAUGUUUUCUCAUAAUGCUAUUUUACCACAGGUGACAACUGCUUUGUCCCAGCUGGCUACUUUCAGUAGUUCUGUAAGACCAGCUGUACACAGUUUUCUUGUUUCCAAGUAUUAUAAGACUUUGGUAUCGAAAAGCUCAAGUACUUCCAAGUCAGAGGAUAAAGCAGCAGCAGUUCUUGAUCAACAAGCAAUCAAUAAAGCAGAACCUGAGAAACCGUCUUUAAAAAAUCAUGGCUUCAAAGAUAUACCUGCUGAUAUUACUCUAGCUGACUUAACACCUGUACUGGGUUCCCUAGCUACAUAUAAUUGUAAACAAGGAAAAGUGAAUGAACCACUCAAAUGGUUAGAAACAUGUAUUUCUGCCCAGACUUUCUUUGAAAAUAAAUCUGGUUUUCCUGAAAAUCAGCUCAAUUUAAAUAAUGGAGGGCCAGCAGUUCUUAGUAAACAAACAUUCAACCAGUUCAUUAAGAAGGAGCUGAAGGGUUUGUUUACAUACCAGCCAAUUCGUGGGUUCAAAACACAUCGCAGCGUUGGUAAAACAGGUCUUGGAAAAGGAAGUUUGACUGCUUCAUCUCUAGAUGACCUCCGACGAUCAGUUUAUGAAAGACUUUUUCCAGAGUCAGUCAAGUCUGCCAAAAAAACUGAACGUUUUAAAUCUAUUGUUGAUGACUUUGACUCAAACCCAGAAUUCCAGGAAAAGCUUAAAGUUGCUUUUGCUGAGGGAUAUACUGCUCGAGAACGGCGAGAGCCAGAUAUGAAGAGUACUUUAAUGAAUCGAAUCUUCCGUGUCUUUUUCUAUCUGUUUCUUUUAUGGGUUAUACUUCAAGUUAUUCAAGUUCUUGGAAGUGUUGGUGGAGCAGGUAUCCGUGGUUUUGGUGUUCUCAAUAGGGAUCAAUAUGAAGUUAAUCCAGAAGACAUAACUGUGACAUUCGAGGAUGUCAAAGGUGUUGACGAAGCUAAACAAGAAUUGAAAGACAUUGUUGAAUAUUUAAAAAAUCCAGAAAAAUUUACAGCUCUGGGAGCUAAGUUACCUAAAGGGGUUUUACUUGUUGGGCCUCCUGGUAUUGGGAAAACUCUAUUAGCUCGUGCAGUUGCCGGAGAAGCUGGUGUCCCUUUUUUCCAUGCAUCUGGAUCGGAAUUUGAUGAAAUCUUUGUUGGAACUGGUGCCAAGAGAGUGCGGCAAUUAUUUUCUGCUGGCAAAAUGAGGGCACCUUGUGUUAUAUUUAUUGAUGAAAUUGAUACUGUUGGGGCCAAACGAACAAGUUCUCAGAUCCAUCCCUAUGCUAAUCAAACCAUAAAUCAGCUUCUUUCUGAGAUGGAUGGAUUUCACCAAAAUGAAGGUGUCAUUGUUCUUGGUGCCACCAACAGAAGAGAUAACCUAGACAAAGCUUUAUUACGUCCUGGAAGGUUUGAUGUUGAAGUAAGGGUGUUUCCACCAGACUUAAAAGGCCGAAGAGAUAUAUUGAAAUAUUACAUGUGUAAAAUUAAAAUGGAAAGCGACCUCGAUGUUGAUCUGUUGGCUAAAGGAACCACAGGUUUUACUGGCGCUGAUUUAGAAAAUUUAGUUAACCAAGCUGCAUUGAAAGCUGCUAUGGAUGGAGCUUCAAAUGUUAGUAUGGAACAUAUGGAAUUUGCACGUGACAAAGUACUCAUGGGUCCUGCUAAGAAGUCCCGAAUCCCUGACGAAGAAGUAAACUGGUUAACAGCUUACCAUGAAGCUGGUCACACGAUUGUUGCAUAUUUUACUUCAGAUGCUACUCCUUUACACAAAGUCACUAUAAUUCCUCGGGGUAUGUCUUUGGGACAUACAUCAUAUAUUGCUGAGAAAGAAAUCUUUAAUAAAACAAAAGCUCAGUUGUUAGCAGAAAUUGAUGUUUGUAUGGGAGGUCGUGUUGCUGAAGAAGUUAUCUAUGGUGGUGAGAAAAUUACAACAGGUGCCGGGUCAGAUUUUCAGCAAGCCACAGCUAUUGCAGAAGCUAUGGUAAAAAAGUUUGGAAUGUCUGAAAAGAUUGGUGUUCGUGUCUUUGAUGAUAACGAUCCCUUUGACAGUGGCCUUUCUAUGCUGAAAGUCAAUGAAUUAAGUCCUGCUAUGCAAGAACAGCUGGAUAUUGAAAUUAAACGUAUUUUGCAGGAAUCUUAUGACCGAGCACGACAUAUCAUGAAAACUCACAGUACAGAACACAAAGCUAUCGCUCAAGCCCUUAUGAAGUAUGAAACUUUAGACUCAGAUGAUGUCAAAGCAAUUGUUGAUGGCAAAGUUCCACAGAAACUGACUUCUUGACACUAGUGCUAAACAUUUAAUAUAAUCUUUACACUGCUAGAAAAAUUUCUUCCAAACAGAAAAGUACUUUUUUAUAGCAAACACAAAGAAUUAUUAAUUCGAAUUCAACAAUCUUGUUUUCCUCACUUAUUUUUCCUCCUAAAUUUCUGUCUUAUAGGAGACUCUUCUGUAGUCUUACCAAAAGAAUCUAUGAGCCAAGAUUGUCCUAUAUAAAGGAAUGGCUGACCAACCAAAAUAUUAGAAAGUGGUCUAAGUUGAUAGGUGCCAGAAUAAAUGUGCUCUGCAACAAGUUUGAUUCCUUAAAUAAUACUCAGGAAAUAUUGGGAAAGCAUGUUGUUGUUUUAUUAAAAUGUUUCUCGACAAUA
Messenger RNA from Octopus bimaculoides (California two-spot octopus), 2797 nucleotides. RefSeq names its product ATP-dependent zinc metalloprotease YME1L. The record is from RefSeq and is a predicted model, not a curated record. Gene Ontology annotation, cellular component: mitochondrial inner membrane. Gene Ontology annotation, molecular function: ATP hydrolysis activity; ATP-dependent peptidase activity; metalloendopeptidase activity. NCBI's taxonomy places the organism in Eukaryota, Metazoa, Mollusca, Cephalopoda, Octopoda, Octopodidae. Gene Ontology annotation, biological process: protein quality control for misfolded or incompletely synthesized proteins; mitochondrion organization.